AUGGCAGGCCAGCACUGCCCCCCACGACUGACUGUAUGUCGCUUUGCCUUUGCUUUGGUGCUUCAUUUCAUUCCAUUUUUAGGGGUCGUGAUCGUCGCGGGCGUCGCACAACAAGGGCCAAGAAAGCAAUGGGGGCGGCCAAUUUACCUAGGGUCAAUCAUUUCUCACCCGCUGCCGAGCCAUCAAAGAGGCACCAGACCCGGUUUUUGGCUCACAUUUCUUUUUCGGGGAGGGGACUUUUUGACUCGAGUCCUCCGCACCCAGGUCUGGUACUUGGCAUUGGUUGGCGGAUUCCGCAAAGAGAUCGACACGACACAAAGAACACACCUUUACCCAAGGCAACCAUACCCAAGGGUACUUGCUCCACAAUCAGUCAGCACGGCAGAACGGCUUUGGUCCCAGAUGGUCGUCUUAACAGCACUAGUCUGCUUUGUGUUGUGUCUCGACCAGUCGGGCGUCGCUUGGCUCUCCAGUUCCAACCAAACAUUCCAGGACAAUAUGAUAUAUGGGACCCAGAUAAGCGUUACAUUCGCCUUUCACGGGAACCCGCACACCCCGCUGCCGUGCAGUGUGCACCACUCGCGAGCCGAUGAUUUUGCUAUUGCAGCCACGCGGGUGGGCAUGGAGAAAAAGGUUGCCCGCCCCAGUUUGUUCUACUUGGUACGGCGUUCUCCUUCCCCUGCAACGCCCCCGCUGUACGUCUUGUCCCUUCGUUCCCGUUCGUUCGGCCUUGGUGCGGCGGCUGUCCAAUCGCGGUUGAAGUUGUACGUUUAA
Molecule: messenger RNA, 774 nt
Organism: Pyricularia grisea
Lineage: Eukaryota; Fungi; Ascomycota; Sordariomycetes; Magnaporthales; Pyriculariaceae
Exons: 3
Coding region: 1-774 (257 amino acids)
Source: RefSeq, a predicted model, not a curated record